CUUCUUGGGCGCCUGGACCCACAGCCAUGGGCCGGGGGAAGGUGGAAGAAGGAGGAGGAGGAGAUGAGCCCUAUGGGAAGCCCCACCAAUUCGACCCUUCGUUCCACGGCCCCAUCAAGAAAAGGGGCUGCACCGACGUCCUCUGCUACAUCCUCUUCAUGCUCUUCAUCGCGGGAUACUGCAUCGUGGGGAUUGUGGCCUGGGUUUAUGGAGACCCCCAGCAGGUCCUGUACCCCAGGAACUCCUCAGGGCUGUACUGUGGGGUCGGCGCCAACAGGGAUAAGCCGAACCUCAUGUACUUCAACAUCUUCAGCUGCGCCAGAUACACCAACAUCCUGACCAUGGCCACCAACGGCCUGCAGUGUCCCACCACUCAGAUCUGUGUCAGCUCAUGCCCCCAAAUUCACUGGGUGGUACUCCCAACCGACUUGUACAAGACUGUCAGCCAAGUCUUCACAGAGAAGCAGGACUUCUGUCACCCCGAGGUGGAUGGAAACAUGAGGGUGAUCGACAGCUUAAAACAUGAACUCUGCCCCAGCUUCCUCCUUCAGUCAUCUCCCGUUGCUAGCCGCUGCAUUCCCUUUGCCAACCAGUCGACCGUAGACCUUCCUGGCAUAUCACAAGCCAACAUCUCAGAUGGCAUCAAGGGGCUGUUCGAUACCCUUGGGGCUCGGGAUCUCAGCCUCAAGAUCUUUGAGGAUUUCACCCAUUCCUGGUACUGGAUCCUCAUAGCCCUGCUCAUCUCCUUGGUGCUGAGCCUGGUGUUCCUGCUGCUGCUGCAGCUGCUGGCCGGUCCCCUGGUGUACGUGCUCAUCGUGGGCGUCCUGGGGAUCUUGGCAUAUGCCAUAUACCACUGCUGGCACGAGUACCAGUGGCUGCGGGACCACGGAACCUCCAUGGCCGACGUCGGCUUCACCACCGACCUGGCCGCGUACCGCAGCACGAAGGAGAUCUGGCUGGUCGCCCUGAUCGUGGUGGCAGUGCUGGAGGGGAUCCUGGUUCUCCUCCUCAUCUUCCUGCGGGUCCGGAUACGGAUUGCCAUUGCCCUGCUCCAGGAGGCCAGCAAGGCCAUAGGGCAGAUGAUGUCCACCCUCUUCUACCCGCUCGUGACCUUUGCCCUGCUGAUCAUCUGCAUCGCCUAUUGGGCCAUAACGGCUGUCUACCUGGCCACCACUGGGAAGCCCCUUUACAGCCUCUCGGCCCCCAAUCUUACCGAACCCGGCUGUCAGCACAUCGAUUUCAACCAGACCUGUGACCCAAGGAAGCCCAUCGCAAACAACUCGUGCCCGGGCCUGAGCUGCCAUUUCCUGCAGUACAACUCCAAUGGCCCAACCCAGCGCGUCCUCUUCGGCCUGCAGGCGUACAGCGUCCUGGGGCUCUUCUGGACGGUCAACUGGGUGCUGGCCCUGGGCCAGUGUGUGCUGGCCGGGGCCUUCGCCUCCUUCUACUGGGCCUUCCACAAGCCCAAGGACAUCCCUGCCUUUCCCCUGGGCGCCUCCUUCAUGCGCACGCUCCGGUACCACACGGGAUCGCUGGCCUUCGGCGCUCUGAUUCUAACCUUGGUCCAGAUGGUGAGGCUCAUCCUGGAGUACCUGGAUCACAAGCUCAAAGGAGCCAAGAACUCGGUGGCCCGUUGUGUGCUCUGCUGCCUCAAGUGCUGCUUCUGGUGCCUGGAGAGAUACAUCAAAAUCCUGAACCGCAACGCCUACAUCAUGAUUGCCAUCUACGGGAAGAAUUUCUGCGUGUCAGCUAGGAACGCCUUCAUGCUGCUCAUGAGGAAUUUGACUAGGGUCUUCGUCCUCGACAAGGUGACGGAUCUGCUGCUGUUCUUCGGGAAGCUUCUGGUGGUCGGGGGAGUCGGUGUCCUCUCCUUCUUCUUCUUCUCCAAUCGCAUCCCGGCGCCAUCCAAACACCUCCGCGCGCCCACCCUCAACUUCUACUGGCUCCCGAUGCUGAUUGUGAUCUUUGGCUCCUACCUCAUCGCUCACGGGUUCUUCAGCGUCUUCGCCAUGUGUGUGGACACGCUCUUCUUGUGUUUCCUGGAAGACCUAGAGAGGAACGACGGCUCGCUGGAUCGGCCCUACUACAUGCCUAAGUCCCUGAUGCAGAUCCUGGGCAAGAAGAACCAGGCGCCCAAAAAGUAGCCAUGAGGGCAUAGGGUGCGCCCCCUCCGCGGCCACACCCGUGCACCUCGUCCAGCGCCCGACUCCGCACUUUUGUAAACAGAUUUUAAUAAAGCGUGAUUUUUGUUUUCCACA
Tachyglossus aculeatus (Australian echidna) is the source of this 2258-nucleotide messenger RNA. RefSeq names its product solute carrier family 44 member 4 (gene SLC44A4). Gene Ontology annotation, biological process: thiamine pyrophosphate transmembrane transport; choline transport. The transcript has 21 exons. Gene Ontology annotation, cellular component: plasma membrane. Gene Ontology annotation, molecular function: thiamine pyrophosphate transmembrane transporter activity. Lineage: Eukaryota; Metazoa; Chordata; Mammalia; Monotremata; Tachyglossidae. Bases 27 to 2144 code for a protein of 705 amino acids. The record is from RefSeq and is a predicted model, not a curated record.